Molecule: messenger RNA, 1823 nt
Organism: Sciurus carolinensis (gray squirrel)
Lineage: Eukaryota; Metazoa; Chordata; Mammalia; Rodentia; Sciuridae
Gene: Mapk13
Product: mitogen-activated protein kinase 13
Exons: 12
Coding region: 118-1218 (366 amino acids)
Biological process (GO): MAPK cascade; protein phosphorylation
Cellular component (GO): cytoplasm; nucleus
Molecular function (GO): ATP binding; MAP kinase activity
Source: RefSeq, a predicted model, not a curated record
GAGGAGCGGGCGGCGCGGGGCGGGAUCGGCCGGGACCGCGGGCGGGCUGGGGCGCUGGGAUCCCGGCGGCAGCGAGCGCAGCCGCCGCGCUGGGGCCGCUGACACUGGGUGCCCGGGAUGAGCCUCACCCGGAAAAAGGGCUUCUACAAGCAGGACGUCAACAAGACCUCCUGGGAGCUGCCCAAGACCUACCUGUCCCCGACGCACGUCGGCAGCGGGGCCUAUGGCGCCGUGUGCUCCGCCAUCGACAAGCGGACAGGGGAGAAGGUGGCCAUCAAGAAGCUGAGCAGGCCUUUCCAGUCUGAGAUCUUCGCUAAGCGGGCUUAUCGAGAGCUCCUGCUGCUGAAGCACAUGCAGCAUGAGAACGUCAUUGGGCUCCUGGAUGUCUUCACCCCAGCCUCCUCCCUGCGCAACUUCCAUGACUUCUACCUGGUGAUGCCCUUCAUGCAGACAGACCUGCAGAAGAUCAUGGGGAUGGAGUUCAGCGAGGAGAAGAUCCAGUACCUGGUGUAUCAGAUGCUCAAAGGCCUUAAGUACAUCCACUCAGCUGGGGUUGUCCACAGGGACCUAAAGCCAGGCAACCUGGCAGUGAACGAGGACUGUGAGCUGAAGAUCCUGGAUUUUGGGCUGGCACGGCAUGCGGAUGCUGAGAUGACUGGCUAUGUGGUGACCCGUUGGUACCGGGCCCCUGAAGUGAUCCUCAGCUGGAUGCAUUAUAACCAGACUGUGGACAUCUGGUCUGUUGGCUGCAUCAUGGCAGAAAUGCUGACCGGGAAAACUCUGUUCAAGGGGAAAGAUUACCUGGACCAGUUGACCCAGAUCCUGAAAGUGACCGGGGUGCCAGGUGCAGAGUUUGUGCAGAAGCUGAAUGACAAAGCGGCCAAAUCCUACAUCCAGGCCCUACCACAGAGCCCCAAGAAGGACUUCACUCAGCUCUUUCCAAGCGCCAGCCCUCAGGCCGCAGACCUGCUGGAGAAGAUGCUGGAGCUGGAUGUGGACAAGCGUCUGACAGCCUCACAGGCCCUCGCCCACCCCUUCUUUGAACCUUUCCGGGAUCCUGAGGAGGAGACUGAGGCCCAGCAGCCAUUCGAUGAUUCCUUAGAACACCAGAAACUCACAGUGGAUGAAUGGAAGCAGCACAUUUACAAGGAGAUUGCGAACUUCAGCCCCAUUGCCCGGAAGGACUCGCGGCGUCGGAGUGGCAUGAGGCUGCAGUGACUUCCAGCCAGGCCCCUGGAUGAGCCUAGGGACUGCCACAUGGCACCACCAGCCAGACACUGCCCCAGGACCAAUAUUUAGUUGUCACUACUAAAGUCUCAACCCUUCUCAGAUUAUAGCCUCUCAAGUAGAGGACAGAAGUGCCUUCCCCUGGCAUAGGAAUGGGGCCAAGGAGAUAAUUCAGAGGUGUUGGUGGGGAGGAAAUAACUCUGAUCAAAACAAGUUGCAUUAAAAUGCCUGGGGAAAUCACCUGAGUGUGGGGUCCUUUCCUUUCCAGCUCUAGGGAAGCUGAGAGGGUUGGGCUGAGUCAGACCAUGGAUCAAUGGCCAUGAUGGUGUAUCAAUUUCUUAGAGCUGCUGUAACAAACGACCAUAAACUACAAGGCUUAAAACAACAGAAAUUUUAUUCUGUCACAAUUUGGAGACCAGAAGUCCAAGAUUAAGGUGUUGUUGGGACCAAGAUCUCUCAGAAGAUUCUAGAAAAUAAUCCUUCCUUGCUUUUUUUAGUUGCUGGUGACUCUGGGCAAUCCUUGGCCUUUUGUGGCUGCAGCUGUGGCUGCAUCCCUCCAACCUCUCCAGCGUGUUCACGUGGUUGUUUCUGUGCCU